Asparagus officinalis (garden asparagus) is the source of this 969-nucleotide messenger RNA. RefSeq names its product importin subunit beta-3-like. The transcript has 6 exons. Bases 43 to 969 code for a protein of 308 amino acids. The record is from RefSeq and is a predicted model, not a curated record. Gene Ontology annotation, molecular function: protein binding; nuclear import signal receptor activity. Gene Ontology annotation, biological process: protein import into nucleus. Gene Ontology annotation, cellular component: cytoplasm; nucleus. Lineage: Eukaryota; Viridiplantae; Streptophyta; Magnoliopsida; Asparagales; Asparagaceae.
AGCUGAUUCCUUAUCUGUUUUGAUGUGUAUUUCCCUUUGAAAAUGCUGAUGAAAAUGCUGCUGGAUAUUGAGGAUGAGCCAGCGUGGCAUUCUGCGGAGGCAGAGGAUGAGGAUGCAGGGGAGACGAGCAAUUACAGUGUCGGACAGGAGUGUUUGGAUAGAAUCUCAAUUGCUCUUGGAGGAAAUACAAUUGUUCAUGUUGCAUCGGAGUUGCUGUCGGCUUAUAUUGCAGCUCUCGAGUGGCAGAAACAUCAUGUUGCUUUGAUUACACUUGCACAGAUUGCAGAAGGUUGUUCAAAGGUCAUGAUUAAGAAUUUGGAGAAAGUGGUGCACAUGGUCUUGAACCCAUUUCAAGAUCCACAUCCAAGAGUGAGAUGGGCAGCGAUUAAUGCCAUUGGACAGUUUUCUACGGAUUUGGGUCUGGAUUUGCAAGUGCAGUACCACCAGAGGGUGCUACCUGCUUUGGCAUCUGCGAUGGAUGAUUUCCAGAACCCUCGUGUGCAGGCACAUGCUGCUUCAGCUGUUCUGAAUUUCAGUAAGAACUGCACACCUGAUAUUUUGACACCAUACUUGGAUGGAAUUGUUAGCAAAUUGCUUGUAUUGCUACAGUGUGCUUAUGUAGCAGCCAGAGACAAGCAUGUGCUCCAGCUAAUAGAGGAAAAUUCUGAAUUCCGAAGUAGAAUACAACAUUUGGAGACUGUGGUCCAUAAAUUAGUUGGAAAUCAUCAGAGAAUGCAGAAUGAAGAAGAUGAAGAUGAACAGAAUGGGCCCGAAAUUGAUAAGACUAGUCAUAAGUGCAAGCUUUUAGAUUGGUGUGGAACAAAUGAGGUUGUAGCAGAAGGACGUUGGUGUUCUAGUGACCCAAAGGAGCUUGUAAAUCAUGCUCCUCUUAGACCUAAUGCAAUGGAAGUGAUGGUAGACAUUCCAAACAAACCAGAAGCUUUUCUUUGGAGGCCUACAAAGACCUAA